Molecule: messenger RNA, 1414 nt
Organism: Wallemia mellicola CBS 633.66
Lineage: Eukaryota; Fungi; Basidiomycota; Wallemiomycetes; Wallemiales; Wallemiaceae
Product: Brix-domain-containing protein
Exons: 2
Coding region: 11-1345 (444 amino acids)
Biological process (GO): ribosomal large subunit assembly; rRNA processing
Cellular component (GO): preribosome, large subunit precursor
Molecular function (GO): rRNA binding
Source: RefSeq, a predicted model, not a curated record
GAUAGCAACCAUGGCACGGAGAUCUAGAGAAAAGAAGAACAGAACGCACAAAAAGGGUGGAUUAUUAUCACAUGCACCUGGCGCAGAAGAAACUGCUGGUGUAAAAAUACCAAAAUCUUUCGUUAUCAAAUCUGGCGAUGUUGGUAAAUCUGUAAAUCAACUUGUUAAAGAGAUAAGAGGUAUUUUAGAACCAAAUACAGCCACGAGAUUGAAAGAGAGGAAGAAGAAUAAGUUGCCUGACUUCUUAGCACUCACUGGUACACUUGGAUUAACACAUAUCGUUAUUUUCACUAGAUCUGCAAAUCAUGUUAAUAUGCGUUUAGCGAGAACACCAAAGGGUCCAACUUUACACUUCAGAGUAGAAAGAUAUUCCCUUAUGGCAGAUUUGAGGAAUGCAUCCAAGAAGAUUGGAAAUUUGGCCAACACUCAUAAAGUACCACCACUUUUGGUUUUAAAUGGUUUCCCACAGGAUUCUAGACCUCACAAAUUAGCAGCUCAACUUUUUCAAUCGUUGUUUCCACCCCUCGAUGUCUCAAAUUUACCUCUCUCACAAGCAAGAAGAUUGUUACUCUUAUCCUAUAAUCCAACAACAAAGACUAUAGAUAUGCGUCACUAUGAAAUUACUGUCAAACCACAUGGUGUAUCAAAGAGGGUUAGAAGAGUCGUCCCAGGUGCAAGCACAGCGAAUAAAUUACCAAAUUUGAGCAACGUUCAGGACAUUUCACAGUAUAUUCUCGGCCAAGAGAACUCUGGUUAUGAAUCAGCAGUCACAAGUGACUCAGAAGUUGAAUCAGAGGUUGAUGAAGCAGGUCAACCUGUUAGAGUGGUUCAGUUGGCUGAAGAUUUCGUCGGCAGAGGAAACAAAAAAGAUGAAAAGAGAGCAAUCAAGUUGAAAGAGAUUGGACCAAGGUUAGAAAUCAGUUUAGUUAAAGUUACAACUGGAUUGGCUGGUUCACAACCUAAGAAACACGGUAUGGGUGGUAAUAAUGAAGGUGAAGUUUUAUUCCAUGACCAUGUCAACAAAUCGAAGAAGGAGGUCAAAGAUUUAGCCAAGAAACAUGCCGAAAGGAAGGCAGAAAUCGCCAGACGGAGGAAAGAGCAAGAGGAGAAUGUCGAAAGGAAGCGUAAAGAUAAGGAAGCUAGAAAGGCCAAGGGAGAAACUGUAGAAGACGAUGAAGAAAUAGAUGAAGAGGAAGUUAAUGAUGACUUUGAUGAUAUCGGUGAUCCAGAGGAGGACCUCGAAAAUUUGGACUUCGAUGAACCAAGUGAUGAAGAGAGUGAGAGGGAAUCUGACAGUGAGAGCGAAGACGAAGAAAUUUCAAAUAAAAAACUUAAAUUGAAUUAAGCGUUACUGGUUUAAUAAACUCACUCAUGUAAAAAGAAAAACAAAAAAUGAAUUCUCAAUUAAAACUCA